GCCCGGCGGUUCGAACGCCAGCACCGGUGGCCAGCGGGUGUGGGGCGCUCUCGGCCGCCGAGUCCGUCGGGCGAGUGCGUCAUUGCGCGGCACACGAUCUCUCAAGUGUAGUAGAAUGAUGCUCCGAGUCAAGUCCAAGUUCGUCGUUAGCGUAUCGAGCUGUCGGGUGAUGAAUUAGUGAAAUUGAGUUGUGAGAUGACCAGAUAUAAGCAGGCCCAGUUUGCCGACGAGGACAGUAGCAGUGUUGGGUCGAUACAGAUCAACGAAACCACCCGCAGCCCAACGAUGCACAUCCGGUACCAUGCGGCCCGGGGCACGUCCCUGUGGAACGCCCGGAGCAAGCUGGAGAAGGUGCUGAUCUUGCUGCUGAUGUUUGCGAUCGUGCUAAUAGUGGUGCUGAGCAGUCUGCUGGCGAACGACAGCACACGGAUUCUGCACGUUCGGCCGCACGUCGGCAACGGUAAAGAUAAAGAUGCGUACGGUGUCGACGAGCAAAUGCCCUGCCUGAACCAUCACUGCAUUUUUGCGGCCAGCGAGAUACUACACUCGAUCGACUGGUCGGUAAACCCGUGCGACGACUUCUACGCCUUUUCCUGCAAUCAGUGGAUCAAGAACAACCCGAUCCCGGAGGGUAAGUCCAUGUGGGGACUGUUCGGGAAGCUGGAGCAACAGAAUCAGCUGGUGUUGAAGAACGCUCUCGAGCGGCCACUUUCCGAGUUCAAGUCGAAGGCGGAGAAGAAAGCGAAACUCUACUACCAGUCGUGUUUGGACGAGGACGAAACGAUGGAGAAGCUCGGGGCGGAACCGCUCCAGAAGCUGCUGAAGCAGAUCGGCGGUUGGAAUGUGACGGCCAACGCGAGUGGGUUCGACGUGCAGAAGUGGUCCCUGCAACGGACGCUACAAACGCUUCAGAUCAAGUACAACAUGGGCGGUCUGUUCGGGUGGGCCGUCGGUGAGGACGAUAGGAACUCUAGCAAGCAUAUCAUACAGAUUGACCAAGGUGGAUUGACGCUCCCGUCGAGAGACAACUACUUGAACAAAACGGCGAACGUCAAGAUUCUGACUGCCUACCUGGACUACAUGACGAAGGUGUCGGUGUUGCUGGGGGCCGACGAAACCGAUGCCCGUCGGCAGAUGCAGGACGUGAUAGAGUUUGAGACGCGGCUCGCGAACAUCACCACACCGCAGGAUAUGCGCCGGGACGAGGAGACACUCUACCAUCUGAUGACGCUGGCCGUGCUGCAGGAGAAAGCGCCGUUCAUCAACUGGCAGGAGCACUUCGAGGAAGCGUUCCGGCUGGUGCGCCGGAAGAUCACCGAAAAGGAGAAGGUCGUCGUCUACGCACCGGAGUACCUGGAGAAGUUGAACCUGCUCAUGAAGGAGUACACGGCAACGGACGAAAAGAAGAUCAUCCUCAACAACUAUCUGGUGUGGCAAACGGUACGAUCGCUAACGGCGUGCCUGACGAAAGCGUUCCGCGAUGCGUACAAGGGUCUCCGAAAGGCCCUGAUGGGAUCGGAUGGUGGCGAAGAGCUCUGGCGAUACUGUGUGUCCGAUACGAGCAAUGUGCUGGGUUUCGCCGUCGGUGCCAUGUUCGUGCGGGACGUGUUUCACGGUGAUUCGAAGCCGCAGGCCGAAGACAUGAUCAACCAGGUGCGGGAUGCGUUUAAGGGAAACUUUAAAAACCUGAACUGGAUGGACACGGAGACGCGCCGGUUGGCGGUGGAGAAGGCGGACGCCAUAAGCGAUAUGAUCGGUUUCCCGGAUUACAUUCUGAAUCCGGAGGAGCUGGACCGGAAGUACCAGGAGCUGAACAUUGACCCGAAGACGUACUUCGACAACAACAUCAACUACAACAUCUACAGCCUGAAGAAGAACCUGGAGAAGCUCGAUCAACCGGUCAAAAAGACGCGGUGGGGUAUGACUCCACCGACGGUCAACGCGUACUAUACCCCGACGAAGAACCAGAUCGUCUUUCCGGCCGGCAUUCUGCAGAACCCAUUCUUCGACAUAAAGAGCUCGAAGAGCCUCAACUAUGGAGCGAUUGGCGUGGUGAUGGGGCACGAGCUGACGCACGCCUUCGACGACCAGGGCCGGGAGUACGAUAAGGUCGGUAACCUGCACCAGUGGUGGAACAAUCGGACGAUCGAGCGGUUCAAGAACCAGACCGAGUGCUUCAACCAGCAGUACGGUGCGUACAAGAUCAACGGCAAGAACAUUAACGGCAAGCAGACGAUGGGCGAGAACAUCGCCGACAACGGCGGUCUGAAGGCGGCGUUCCACGCGUACAUCAACAACGAGAAGAGCAGCUACACCGACACGGACACGCUGCCCCUGCCGGGCGUUAACAUGACCCACCGGCAACUGUUCUUCGUGUCCUUUGCCCAAGUCUGGUGCUCGGCCGUCACCGACGAGACGACCACGCUGCAGAUCGAGAAGGACUCGCACUCACCGCCAAAGUUCCGCGUGAUAGGGCCCCUGUCGAACCUGCGAGAGUUCUCGGAAACCUUCAACUGCCCGGCAGGCACGGGCAUGAAUCCGGUGGAGAAGUGUGAGGUCUGGUAGGGAGGUUCGGGUGCGUUUUAAACGCCUGCCCGAUACGGUUGACCAGGACUACGAAGCGCACGUGGUGGUACAAACUUUUCCGUUCUUUCUCGUCCCGCCGCUCGGUGGUCUCUUUUAUGGGAGCGCGCCUCUUUUUUGUGAUGCUUUUACUUUACGCUUGACACGUGGCCGGGUCGGCGUUAGAAGAAGAUUUCAUCUCCUGCAAGCCAAAUUAUACACAGUCACACACAAAGCAUAGGAUAGGACAGCACUCUGGCCGCGGAAACAGGAGGCAGUUGGUGUUUUGCAGUGGUCAAACCACUGCGUCGAUAUCAAUUAAGGCCGUCGGAGCAAGUCUUCGCGGAGGUUCCCAUCCUUCGCUGUUCGAUGUAAGUUUUGUAGGUUAAGCAGAUGCCGGAUGUCAAAAGCCAAACACGACAAGCGGACAACCCGAAAGUUCCACUAUUUUAUUAACGAUUUUUCUAUCCUUCGAGUGCGGCACGAUCGGCGACGGUACGAUUGUGGCACGGCGGGCAUUUUUACCUUAUUUUAUAUCGUUAUUCGAUCUUUGCAAAACCCGGAACAGCUACAAACUUCUAGUGUGCGUAAGAUUAAUUAAUUGUGAUGGUAUCUUAAAUGAGCGAAACCAAAAGAAAUAUGUAAUCUAAGGAUGGGUCCGAAGCGGGAGAACACGGAGUCGUGCUGUAGGGUGACGUACUUGCAACGUUUAAAAUUAAAUCAAUUCCUAUUAGACGACAGUGUAACAAUUUAUACAUUCACGAGGGAAACCAAAAAUGAAAUAAUACUUAUCUUAG
Molecule: messenger RNA, 3359 nt
Organism: Anopheles bellator
Lineage: Eukaryota; Metazoa; Arthropoda; Insecta; Diptera; Culicidae
Gene: Nep3
Product: endothelin-converting enzyme homolog
Exons: 6
Coding region: 196-2565 (789 amino acids)
Biological process (GO): protein processing
Cellular component (GO): plasma membrane
Molecular function (GO): metalloendopeptidase activity
Source: RefSeq, a predicted model, not a curated record